This is a messenger RNA of Seriola aureovittata, 3830 nucleotides long. RefSeq names its product GC-rich sequence DNA-binding factor 2 (gene gcfc2). Gene Ontology annotation, molecular function: DNA binding. Bases 51 to 2621 code for a protein of 856 amino acids. Gene Ontology annotation, biological process: mRNA splicing, via spliceosome. Gene Ontology annotation, cellular component: nucleus. The record is from RefSeq and is a predicted model, not a curated record. NCBI's taxonomy places the organism in Eukaryota, Metazoa, Chordata, Actinopteri, Carangiformes, Carangidae. The transcript is spliced from 18 exons.
UACUUCGAGUUUACUACCACAGUUCAUACGUCUACGGUGAGUGGAGCGAAAUGUUCAACAAAAAGCCCCGGAGGAACUUUCGGCAGAGAAAAGAUAGCUCCAGUGACGAAGAGGACCGACAGAACAACAGCGAAGAUGGAGGGGAGACCGAGAAAGCUCCGGUUGUGGUAAAUAAACAGUCUAAAGUUGCCCAGGGCCGCGGCAUCUCUUGUAGCUCGAAGAAGCCGGACAGCAGUGACGGAGAGGACGAGGAGAAGCUGGAAGUGACUGCCGAUAAAGAAGCAAGGAGGAAAGAUAAAGGUGGAGGGAAAGAGAAAACAACUACCGCCCUCAGUUUCUCUGACGACAAAGAAGCUGAAGAACCAGCAUUUAAACUGAAGAAGUCCUCUGAUAAAGCUGUGCUGUUCCAAGUCAGGAGGAAGGAAGCUUCACCUGCCAAGACUACCUACAGCACAGCCCCAGCUGGUGUAGGUGUCCCACCAUCUGGUUCUCCUAGGCAAGAUUAUGACAGUCAGGCUUCACCACAUGGUCCGCACUAUAAUGAUGAUGACAGUGAAGACAGUGAAAGUGAUGAAGGUGGUGCCAGGUCUCCUUCAGCUAGCUCAGCCUCAGACUCGAGCCGCUCUACUGCCAAACCAGUAGUUAUCCCAAACGCUGAAGAGAUCAGAGCAGCCAGGAGGCAGCGUCGUGCCACUCGAGCCCAGAAAGAGUUCAUUUCGCUGAGUCGAGGUGGCCAGAGCUCUGGUGGUAGCACCCCGGAUCACUACAGCAGGGACGAUGAAGAAGACAGAGUUGAUGAUGAUGACGAGCCGGAUGACCAUGAGAGAAGAAUCGAGUUUGCCCCACGAUUGAAGAGCAUAAGAGAGAGGAUUGCUGAGAAACUCGGAGGAAGUGAUGGCAGCCUGUCAGGGACUGAUGGGGAAGAGCAGGAACUUUGGGAGGAGACACAAAUUGGGAAGGGAGUCAAGAGACGGCCAGGAGAACAGAGCCCAUCUGGCAGUGAAUCCAGCAGAUCCAGCAGAUCCAGCAGCAGCAGGCGAGACAGACAAAGACAAAAGAAGAGAUCAGGUGUUAGAAUCCCAAAGACCCUUCCUUCCAUCAGUGUUUCAAUGGUCAAGAGGAGGAUCACUGGAAAACUGGACUCCCUGAAGGAGGUGCACAGAGCACGGCAGGCAGAGCUGAGGAGGAUGGAGGGGGAUGUUGAGAGCGCUAAAACCUCAGUGGAGAGUCUGGAGGAAAGUUCCUCAGAGAUUCAGCUUAAGUUUUACCGGGGCAUGACGCUCUAUGUCCACAACCUGGUGGAGUGUCUGCGGGAGAAGGUUGUUGAGAUCAACUCUUUCGAACUGGAGCUUCACACUCUGCUCUCCGACCACUUGGAGGCACUGUUGGCUCAGAGAAGACAGAAGGUCAAAGAGCAGGCUGACAGUCUGCAGCAGCUCAGCUAUAGCACAGAUGAGCAGAAUGGAAGUUCAGCCAAUGGAACACAAACUCCAGGUGUGGCAGGCACUGCUGCUAAAGCUGAGGGAGACUUUGAUAUUCCUGAAGACACACAACCUUCAGCAGAAGAGGGAGAGCAGCUGCAAAAGAAGAUGGCUGAUAUUCUGCUGAGGUCCCAGACAGUGUUUUCUGACGUCCAGGAUGAUUUCUGCAACGUUAAAAAGAUUCUGUCUCGCUUUGAAGAAUGGAGAAAAUCUUACUCUGACUCUUACCACAGUGCCUACAUCUCUCUGUGUCUGCCCAAGUUGUUGAACCCCAUCAUUAGACAUCAGCUACUGGCAUGGAACCCACUAAAGGAUGCCAGUGGGGACUUUGAAAACCUCCCCUGGUUCACAGCAGUGGAGACGUUUUGUCAUGGACACGGUCAUGAGGAGCUUGAGCACACAGACAGACGGACGCUGUCUAAUGUCAUAGAAAAGACUGUCCUACCCAAAAUAACUGCAUUUGUGGAGCUGGUGUGGGAUCCCAUGUCCCACCAACAGUCAGUCUGUCUCUCUGAUGUCUGUCACAGACUGAAGGAGGACUAUUCCAUCUUUGAGGGAGAGCAGAGUAAACCAGUCAAGGCAUUCAUCGAGGCUGUGGUCAGGAGACUGAGGAGCUGUGUAGACGAAGAUGUCUUCAUCCCUCUGUACCCAAAAAAGUUCCUAGAAGACAGGUCGUCUCCUCAGAGUUGCUUCAGGGAACAACAGCUCUGGACGGCCAUAAAACUUCUAGGUAACAUGGGGAAAUGGGAUUUGCUGCUUCCUGAGACUGUAUUGAUGGAACUGAUGUUGGACAAACUGCUGAACCGAUACCUGAUGACCACUCUGUGCAGUCAGACUCAAUUUAACAAUACUGUCCUUACAUGCAAAAAGAUAGCAGAUAGUCUUCCGCUCUCUUUGUUCAAAGGAGGGAACAUUUGUUUGCCUCAGCUACGGAACUUUGAAAACCACCUCGUUCAGAAAGUUCAUACCAUCUGCAAACAACAGUCUCCUGAAGAUCCAAACACAAGGUCGGCUGUGGUUGAAGUGCUGCAGAUUCUGAGUAGGGUCAGGUGCAAUGACUCCAUCAUGGCCAUAGCAGAGAAAUACCACUAUGAAGAUGUCAUCUACUCGCACCAGCUGCUGAACCAGGAGACAGUAUGAACACUGAAUGCUGUGGAAUGUGGUGGAGCAUUAUGUAUAUGGCAACAAAUGGUGCAAAUUCAUUGUUAAACCAAGGAAACAACCGAAAGGAAUUAUAUGGAUAAAAGAAUUCCCCUUCCCGUAAUUUCUAGCCAUGAACAUUUUGUAGUCUGUUUUGUACAGGAGAUAACUGUAUUUUUAUGAAUAAAUAUUUGAAUUGUGUUAAUAUAGCUAGAGUUUUUAGAAUCUAUUCACUGUCAUAUUUUAAGUUCUUCACACAAGUGACUGGCUAAUACCUAUAAUCUCACUUUGAAGUUAGACAUAAAAACAAGUGUAUGGUGGAGCCACUUCUUCACUGUAGAUACCAGUUGAUGGUAAUAACAACUGUCACCAUGGAAACCAACAUAACAGGCCAGCUCUGAAUGUUGUAUAUAGUCCAAUUUAAGCCACAUUCAUUAUGGUAAGUUGACUAAGUACCUGGAUACAUGAGCACAUAUAGAUUUGUGAAAUACAACAACAAAUCCCAUUUAAACAUCUUAAAGCCCUUCACUGUAGCAUGAAAUCCAUAAUCCCAGUAGAAGAAAAGAUUCUGCUUUGAUUAACUACUUCAAGUUAUUACUCUGUUCCAUACACAAUUUACACCGAAGAGUCUUACAGGCCAACAAAUUCCCCAGUUCAAAAACUCAGCUCGGCUCAUUGUGAAUCAUCAUUUGGAUGAAUGUUUUUGACAUGUUAUCGCUGUACAACCGAACGGUGACAAAAUAAUUAUACUACCCAUUCAGAAUGCAAAUGAUCUGAGGACACCUGAGUUGCCUCCACACACACACAUACACACACAUUUUACCUUCAGAUCAGUGCUCUGACACAGGAUACGUUUUCCAGCCCUGUGCAGGUAAAGUAAGGGUUGAACAUGAACACACACAACAUUCCUAGACUUGAGAUUUAAACGAUACCUGACAAGAAAUUAAUUAUGUGCAUUACUGAUAUGUUUCCAUAAAGCUGUGUGAGAAAUACUCAAGACUUUUGUAUUAGCAGAGUUGGCUUUAUUUAUAAGGUUCAUACAAAGCAAAACACACCAAAACAAAACCCAAAACUUAGCCUGUCGCGUGCACAUAAAGCUCAAAUGUGAAAAAUGAGUCUGGACUGAGAUCAACCUUAUCACUUUGAGUGAACUUAUUCCAGUCCAUACGAGCGCAAAAAACAUUUAAAAAAAACCAAAAAAAAAAACAA